Messenger RNA from Ipomoea nil (Japanese morning glory), 1644 nucleotides. RefSeq names its product putative receptor-like protein kinase At1g72540. Gene Ontology annotation, biological process: protein phosphorylation. The coding region runs from base 137 to 1537 and encodes 466 amino acids. NCBI's taxonomy places the organism in Eukaryota, Viridiplantae, Streptophyta, Magnoliopsida, Solanales, Convolvulaceae. The record is from RefSeq and is a predicted model, not a curated record. The transcript is spliced from 5 exons. Gene Ontology annotation, molecular function: ATP binding; protein kinase activity.
UUGAAAAUCAGCAGCCUUGUUCACUUUCAAAAUUUCCUUGUUGGUCCCAUCUCUGACAAGGAACCUCACCAGUUUUGAUCAGUUUUUGUUUAAUUACAUACAUUCAAGUUUAUCAAUCAAUCAAGAACCAAAAAAUAUGACUCUCAAGCUUGUUAUGAAUCAUAUAAUCCCCAGUUGCUUCAAGGCCAGGAAUCAUUAUCCCGCCAUCGAAUCAAGAACUCAAGAUUCUCAACAGCCUUCCGGCCGCCACAGGCUGGCGGUUUCCGAUCUGAGCGAUCCCGGCUCGCCAUUAUCUGCCAACGAUCUGUCCUCCAAUUCUGUUAUAGGUUCAAACCUGCAUAUCUUCACACUGUCGGAGCUGAAAGUGAUCACCGGCGACUUCUCGGCGGCGAAUUUUCUCGGGGAAGGAGGGUUCGGGCCGGUCCACAAAGGGUUCGUUGUUGACAAGAGCCGGCCCGGGUUAGAAGCUCAGACCGUCGCUGUUAAGCGGCUUGAUUUGGAAGGAACUCAAGGUCACCGAGAAUGGCUGGUUGAAGUCAUAAUCCUUGCUCAACUGAAACACCCACAUCUGGUGAAGUUGAUCGGAUAUUGUUGGGAAGAUGAAGAUAGGCUGCUGGUUUACGAGUACAUGACAAGAGGCAGCCUAGAAAACCAUUUAUUCGGAAGGUGUUCUGCUUGCCUGCCAUGGCUGACAAGGAUCAAGAUUGCCGUCGGCGCCGCCAAGGGGUUGGCUUUUCUCCACGGGGAAGAACAGCCGGUGAUAUAUCGGGACUUCAAGGCUUCAAACAUCCUGCUGGACUCGGAUUACACUGCCAAGCUUUCCGACUUUGGGCUAGCUAAGGACGGUCCGGAAGGGGAUAACACCCACGUCACAACUCGUAUCAUGGGCACCCAUGGCUAUGCUGCACCAGAGUAUCUCAUGACCGGUCAUUUGACACCUAUGAGCGAUGUGUACAGCUACGGGGUAGUUCUACUAGAGUUGAUAACCGGGAAACGAGCUGUGGACAAAAAGAGGCCAAACAGGGAGCAGAACUUGGUGGAAUGGGCAAAGCCAUACCUGAAAGAUCCACAUAAACUUGACAGGAUACUGGACCCGAGGCUCGAAGAUCAAUACUCGACCGAGGGGGCCAAGAGGGUGGCUGCAUUGGCAUACCAAUGCCUGAGCCACCAUGCAAAAUGCAGGCCCACAAUGAGCCAUGUGGUCAAGAGGCUGGAGCCCGUGUUGGACUUAAAGGACAUUCCAAUUGGAACAUUUGUUUACGUUGCACCCUCGGAGACGAGCCAAAAGGGACCAAUUAGUAAUGGCGAUGAAGCUAAAAAGGAAGAAACAAUGGAGAAAUCUCCAUGUGAAGAUGAAAAGAAAGUAGCAGAGAAACAAGAGAACAGCAAGCAACGACGCAAACAUGGUGAGAGACACAACCACAGAACGAAGUUAGCUGCUGUUUAUUCCGACACAGCUCUAUACAGAACUUUAAGGAAUGAGCUAAAACCUACGAAAUACAGUGAACCAAAUAGAAUAGAACUAAAUAAAUGUUAAUUAAAUGUUAAUUAAGGUUCAUUAAUUACUUUGUUUGUUAAUCAUGUUAAUUAAGGUUCAUUAAUUACUGUGCAAUAGAGUAAUGAUUGGAGUGGGGAUAUUUUCUA